Messenger RNA from Funneliformis caledonium, 318 nucleotides. Lineage: Eukaryota; Fungi; Glomeromycota; Glomeromycetes; Glomerales; Glomeraceae. The record is from the annotation of a GenBank genome assembly.
AUGGAUACCGAUUGGUGCAUCAUGUGCGAUUCUCACUGCAAUAUUCCCGGUGCAAUUUACUGUUCAGAAGAAUGCAAACUUCAAGAUCGUUUAAGUGCUUAUCCAUCAUUGGCUUCGACCACAAAUUCAUCGAUUUCAUCAGUUUCUCUUCAAUAUCCUACGGGUGGAAAUACAAAGUUUGAAAAAUCACCAACCGUUAAAUUUGUUACACCAAAGACGCCAUCAAUUCAAUUUGCUAAACACACCUCUUCGAAAGCAUGUGCCAGUGCGAGUAACGUACGAGAUAGAAAGAUGUCAAAAUCCGUAUACGUUCAAUAA